AUGACAGAUCUUGCGUCUUUGAAAGUAGUUGAAUUACGUGCUGAACUUAGCAACCGCAACUUGUCUACCAAAGGAAAAAAGAAUGAACUAGUAGCUCGUUUGACUGAAGCGAUGGAAGCAGAACACGCAACUCAUGAUGGAACUGGCAAUAAUGAACAAGCUAUGAGUAAAGAAGAAGAAAAAGCUGAUAAAACAGAAAAAGAAGAAAACGCACAACCAACAGAAGAGCUAUCAGUAAAUGAAACAGAGGUCUUGGAGCCCAAUAAAGAAAGUGAUAAAAAAGACGAUAAAAAAGAUAAUGAAGUGGUAGAGAAGAAAGGUGAAGUAGUAAAGCAAUCUGUAGAAAACGAUAAGCAAGAAGAAGCAAAAGAGAGAGUAAAUGAAAAAGAAGUUCAGCAAUUAGCUGAAGAAAAGCUGAAUGAAAAAGCACAGGAGACAAAAGAAACACAAGAGCCCAAGGAAGCUCCUGUUACUGAAGAGAAGGAAUUUGUUGAUAAGAAAGAACCUGUUGAAAAGAAGGAGUCAAGCUCUAUGGAAAUUGAAUCGGAAAGGAGAACAAAAAGAAAAGGAGAAUAUAAUGAGAAUGCAGAAGAAAAGCGCAUGAAAAGAGAAGAAGAUAAUGAAAUCAUCAGCUCUGCUAUUAUCGUCAAAGGAUUCGUCCGUCCCUUAAUUAUUCGUCAAGCACAAGACUUGUUUGCAAAAUAUGGCAACAUUAAAAGAUUCUGGAUGGAUUCCAUAAAGACGCAUUGUUAUGUUAUUUAUGAAACAAUAGAAGAGGCCAAGAAAGCAUAUAAUCAGGUAAAUGGUAUUAUUUUCCCUUCUGACACAGGAAGAAAACUUAUAGUUGGGGGUUUAACACCUGAACAAGCUGAGAGUCUAAUUGAAUAUGAACAAUCCGCCGCUGAGCAGCGUCUUCGUGUCAAUUGGGAGGAUAUCAUUCAGAAAGUAAAGGCAGGUGAACCCAUACCUUCCUCUCCAGCUUCAGACACAAGAAAGACUCGCUCGGUUGGUAUCGGACAAAUCGCAAAACAAUUAGCCCAAGCUGCAUCACCUCCAGAAAAGACAAAAACUGCCCAACCUGAACAUGUUCGGGAAGAGAAGCGGGGAUUAUCUUUGGAUGAUCUAUUCCAAAAGACUAAAACACUUCCUCAUCUUUACUAUUUGCCCGUUUCUGAAGAAGAAGCAAGAGCUAGACUUGAUCGAAUGAAAAGCUCAGCAUGA
Messenger RNA from Rhizopus microsporus ATCC 52813, 1221 nucleotides. RefSeq lists its product as uncharacterized. The transcript is spliced from 4 exons. NCBI's taxonomy places the organism in Eukaryota, Fungi, Mucoromycota, Mucoromycetes, Mucorales, Rhizopodaceae. The record is from RefSeq and is a predicted model, not a curated record. Gene Ontology annotation, molecular function: RNA binding. Bases 1 to 1221 code for a protein of 406 amino acids.